Molecule: messenger RNA, 362 nt
Organism: Cladocopium goreaui
Lineage: Eukaryota; Dinophyceae; Suessiales; Symbiodiniaceae
Source: the annotation of a GenBank genome assembly
AUUGGCGCUAUGGCUCCUUUGGCUUCUUUGACCCGGCAGGGUUUUGCAAGAAGGGCGAUGAGGCCGGAUUCCGCAACCUUCGUGCUGCUGAAAUCAAGCAUGGCCGCGCCGCGAUGAUGGCAGCCCUUGGUGCAGUGGUGCAACACUAUGUGAAGUUCCCUGGCUUUGAGUCUGUUCCAAGUGGCCUUGCUGCUUCCAUCACAGCUCCAGGAAGCUAUGGCUUUGUGGCACUUUUCGCUGUGGCUGGCAUCCUUGAGUUGGGCGCGUGGACUGAGAGUGAUGACAAGGAGCCAGGAAACUUCGGUGACCCCCUUGGCCUGAACCAGUACAACCAGGAAAUGAGAGAGUCUUAUCUGAAGUGA